UGGAAUAAGACAUUCGUUGGCCGUUCAACGGCGAGUAUAGAAAGUGCCCAGUGCUCAUAUCUCCAGUUUUAACUUAGUUACCAAGGAUACGCAGUCAAUAUGAGAUCGCUUGUGAUUGUUGUCCUUUCCUUUGUCGCCUUCGCGCAUGGGGGUAUCUUGGUUCAAAACGCCCCGGCCUGCCCGGAACAACACGGAGUGCAGGCAUACGCCCAUCCGGAGUCUUGUAACCUCUUCUUCCUCUGCACCAAUGGCACCCUAACCGUGGAAACCUGCGAAAAUGGACUCCUGUUCGACGGUAAAGGUGCCGUGCACAACCACUGCAACUAUAACUGGGCUGUGGACUGCGGACACAGAAAGGCUGACUUGACUCCAAUCAGCAGUCCGGGAUGCGAAUACCAGUUCGGACUUUACCCAGAUGGAACUGAAUGUUCUACCCAUUAUAUAAAGUGUGCUUAUGGAGAACCAAUUCCCCAACAUUGUGAACCAGGUCUGGUGUACGAUGAACGCAUCCACGGUUGCAACUGGCCUGAUUUAUUGCUUGAAAAAUGCAAUCCUGAAGCUGUCGUAGGCUUCAAGUGUCCAACCAAGGUCCCAUCGGGAAGCCCAGCCGCCAAGUUCUGGCCCUACCCGAGAUUCGCCGUACCUGGGGAUUGCCACAGGCUCAUCACCUGCGUCAACGGCCACCCACGCCUCAUCACCUGCGGUGAGGGAAAAGUCUUGGACGAUUCUACCCUCACCUGCGAAGAGCCCGAGUACGUGCCACACUGUGCCAACCACAUUAGAAAAUAAGCACGAGCAUGAAAAAUUUCUUUUUACAAAAACAAAAUUUACUACUUUCGCAUUUAUUGCAGCUGUCUUGUGCUCAUUUUACAGAAAAAAAUUUGGUCCAAAUCUCUGUUAUUUAUUUAUACUAGAUUGACGAAAAUUAUGACUAUUUCAUAACUGUACAGUUUAUAAAAAAAAACAAGUUUAAAAUUAAUAUUUAUUCAACAACUGUAGUGUCUCUACUUUUUCUAUUAUACAAUUUUAAUAUUUCCAUAACUUUUUAGUAAUAUUUAAGAACGUGUACUACUUACAUACCUUACUUUUUGUGUACAAUUAUUGUAAAUAUUUGAAAAUCAAGUACUACAUAAAUUAAAAUUGGUAUACCGUAACAAUUUUUUUAUA
This is a messenger RNA of Anoplophora glabripennis (Asian longhorned beetle), 1167 nucleotides long. It is a transcript of the gene Cpap3-d1, whose product is annotated as protein obstructor-E. NCBI's taxonomy places the organism in Eukaryota, Metazoa, Arthropoda, Insecta, Coleoptera, Cerambycidae. Gene Ontology annotation, molecular function: chitin binding. Gene Ontology annotation, cellular component: extracellular region. Bases 100 to 789 code for a protein of 229 amino acids. The record is from RefSeq and is a predicted model, not a curated record. The transcript is spliced from 4 exons.